Paramecium sonneborni is the source of this 360-nucleotide messenger RNA. The record is from the annotation of a GenBank genome assembly. Lineage: Eukaryota; Ciliophora; Oligohymenophorea; Peniculida; Parameciidae.
AUGUAGAAUUAGAACAGAUUAAGAGAUUACUUUAAUUAAUCCUCUUUUUCAAAUUUAGAAAUAUUUAAAAUAUUCUAUUAAUUUUUGAAGAAUUUUGAAAAUUAAUAUUAAUAUGAUGAAUAUUUAGGUUUAUUUCAAGAGAGUUUAUAACACAAAAAUGGUUAUGGAUGCUUUAAAUAAUUAAUUAUAGAAUUUAAUUUAUCUACCUAUCUUACUUUAUAUGUAAAAGACUUAAUUCAUAAGAAGAUGAAUACGCUAGAAUAAAAUUCAAAAGAGAAAAUUUAUUUUUAGAAUACCUUGUUGAUACAGAUAUUGGGGCAGAAAUGUAUAUGAUAUAAUUUAUUAUUAGUUUUAAGUUGA